Molecule: messenger RNA, 3194 nt
Organism: Dimorphilus gyrociliatus
Lineage: Eukaryota; Metazoa; Annelida; Polychaeta; Dinophilidae
Source: the annotation of a GenBank genome assembly
AUCAGUUUUUGUAAUAUUUAUCAGCUGACGAGAGAUGCGUAACUCCAUUUAGAAGAUAUUAACCAUUUAUCAUAAACAUGUCUAUGCCAAGAUACACUUUAAAACACAAAAGAACUACCUUGGAAAGGGCUGAAAAAUUUAUAUCCGAAGUGUAUUUUACAGAUGUAAAUCUUCAUGGAAAAUUGCGAAAAUUUGAAAGAAAUAUUGAAUUAAUUGAGCAUUAUAAGGCUCCUGGAAGAAUAACAUUCCAACAAGCUAUAUCGAAUAAAUUUAAUGCAACAAAACUGCACGAAAGAUUUGGACCAACAUGGAGUACGCACUGGUUUAGAAUAACCUUAGAAAUUCCAAAAGAACUUCAGAGUGAGGAUGUCCAAUUGGAAUGGGAUAGCGAGUCGGAAGCAAUGAUAUGGUCAGAAGAUGGGAGAGCAUUACAAGGAUUCACUGGUGAGAAUAGGCGAAAUCUAUUCUUGUUACCUAAGAAAAGCGGAAAGCAAAUAUGGUUUAUUGAGAUGGCUUGCAAUGGUUUAUUUGGGGCUGGUAAUAAUUCACAGAUAAAUCCACCAAAUGAAAAUAAGUAUUUCGAAUUGAAGAAAUGUGGAUUGGUCGUUUUGAAUGAAUUAGUUCACCAAUUAUGUAUUGAUUAUCAAAUUCUUAUUGAUAUUGUAAAACAAUUAGGUAAAUCAACUAGAUCUUACCAAGCUCUCUUUACUUUGAAUAAAAUGACAAACAUAAUUGAAGUUGGUAACGAUAGAUCAUAUGAAGAAGCUCGAUCGAUAGCGAAAUCUUUCUAUGAGGAGCAUAAUGGUCAGAAUAUUCAUAUGAUACAUGCUGUAGGAAAUUGCCAUAUAGACUCAGCUUGGCUUUGGCCCUACGAAGAAACGAUCAGAAAAUGUGCAAGGAGCUGGUCUUCGACAAUUCGUUUGAUGGAAAAAUAUCCUGAUUUUACAUUCGCUUGCUCUCAAGGCCAACAGUUUGAAUGGGUUAAAGAUAAUUAUCCUGAUAUAUAUGAAGAGAUGAAAAAGUAUAUAUCUGAGGGUAGAUUUAUACCUAUUGGAGGAACUUGGUGUGAAUUGGAUGGUAAUAUACCGAGUGGAGAAUCAUAUAUAAGGCAGUUCUUAAUAGGUCAAAGAUUUUUUAGGAAAGAGUUUAAUAUUACUUGCCAAGAGUUUUGGUUACCCGAUACUUUUGGUUAUUCUGGCCAGCUACCUCAACUUAUUAAAUUGGGAGGUAUGACUAGAUUUGUAACUCAAAAGAUGAGUUGGAAUAUCUUUAACAAAUUUCCACACAACACUUUUUAUUGGAUUGGUAUCGACAACUCAAAAGUAAUUUGUCACUUCCCACCAGGUGAUUCCUAUACAAUGGAAGGCAAAAUAUCAGAGUUGAUAGCCACGGAAAAUAAUCAUAAAGAUAAAGGUAGAAGUGAUAGAAGUAUGUAUCUCUACGGAUAUGGAGACGGGGGUCAGGGUCCGACGGGUGAAAUGAUUGAAGUCUUAAAUAGAGUGAAAGAUGUUGUCGGUUUACCAAAGGUAAAAUAUUCAUCACCUACGGAAUUUUUUGAUGAAGUUGAAUCAUUUGAAUCUAAAAACCUAUGUGAAUGGACUGGGGAGUUGUAUUUAGAAAUGCACAAUGGCACAUAUACAACGCAAGCUAAGACAAAACUAGAUAAUAGAAAGUGUGAAUUUCUUUUGAGAGAUGUUGAGUUUCUAUCAUCUUUAGCUUGGUUGAAUAAGUCUUACCAAUACCCUCAUGAGGAACUCACAAGAAUAUGGAAGCUCUUAUUACUAAAUCAAUUUCAUGAUGUUUUACCCGGUUCUUCUAUUCGAAUUGUUUAUGAAGAUGCAGCAAAAUAUUACAAAGAUAUUAAACGUUCAGGGAAAAAGCUCAAGGACUCAUCUUUGGCGGCGUUUUCAAACGAAAAAGAUAACAAAGGCAGUGUUUUAAUUAAUACUUUUGGCUGGGCUCGAAAAGAAGUUGUCAGUUGGUCUGAUGAAACUAUUGAAAAAGCUGAUUUAGAACAGGAAAAAAUUCAAUAUGAUGUUGGAGAAAGCUUAGUUCUUGUUGAUAUCCCUGCUUUCACUUUUAAUCCUCUAUCAAAGUUGGAUGUCAUUCAACCAAACGAAUCCAACGAAGUAACUGUAACUAAAGAUGAGGAUGGUAAUUUUGUCAUGAGGAAUAGUUUAUUAACAGCUGUAAUUGAUUGUGUAGGUCGAGUAAUAUCAUUAAAACUUGCUGGUUCUGAAAGAGAAGCCAUUUCUCAAAGUGAUCCUGCCAAUCAGUUCUUGAUUUUUGAUGAUAUACCGUUAUAUUGGGAUGCAUGGGAUGUUAUGGAUUAUCAUUUGGAAACGCGAAAAACUCUUGAAUCUGCCAUAGAAUAUGCUAGAAUUACAGAAAGUGGUCCAAUUAGAGCUAGCUUAGUUUUUGCAUUAAAAAUAAGUGAUUCUUCAUACAUUCAGCAAACCAUUAAACUUGACGCUCUCUCACCAAUGCUGAAAUUUGAUACGAUUGUACAUUGGCAUGAGAAUAGAAAGUUCUUGAAAGUUGAAUUUCCUUUGCGGGUUCAUACCACUUGCGCAACUUACGAAACUCAAUACGGUUUCUUAAAUAGACCAAACCAUCAAAAUACUUCUUGGGAUUCAGCCAAAUUUGAAGUGUGUGGUCAUAAAUGGGCUGAUCUUUCUGAACACGGAUUCGGUGUUUCAGUCUUAAACGAUUGUAAAUACGGAUGGUCGACAUUUGGUAAUAUAAUGCGAUUAUCAUUGCUACGAUCUCCUAAAGCGCCGGAUGAAACAGCAGAUAUGGGUAUUCAUCAUUUUACAUAUGGAUUAAUGCCUCAUAGUGGUACUUUCCAACAAGCAAAUGUCAUUCAACAAAGUUAUAACUUGAAUUGUCCUCUUGUUGAAGUGCCAACAAAGCAGGAUGUUUCUGGUAAAUUUGAUAUUGAAAUAUCAGAAAAUGCAAUCAUACUGGAAAGUAUUAAAAAAGCAGAGGAUCACGAUGCUAUUGUAUUCCGCUUCUAUGAAAGUCACGGAAGUCACGUAACCACUAGAGUGAAAUUACCCAAGAUUAUUAAGGAUGCUAAACACUGCAAUGCUAUCGAAGAUAUUUUUGAAGAUGAAUGUCUAAACUUUGACAAAGAGAAUUUGGUUAUUGAAUUUACACCUUUUCAAAUAAGAUCAGUAAUGAUCAUAUUUUAA